This is a messenger RNA of Psammomys obesus (fat sand rat), 1219 nucleotides long. Its product is annotated as dehydrogenase/reductase SDR family member 7. Lineage: Eukaryota; Metazoa; Chordata; Mammalia; Rodentia; Muridae. Gene Ontology annotation, molecular function: oxidoreductase activity. The record is from RefSeq and is a predicted model, not a curated record. Bases 42 to 1055 code for a protein of 337 amino acids. The transcript is spliced from 7 exons.
GCGCCGACUGUCUUCCGCUCCGGGCAGAGCGGGGCGGCGGGAUGAGCUGGGAGCUGCUGCUCUGGCUGCUGGCGCUGUGCGCGCUGCUCCUGCCCCUGGUGCAGCUCCUGCGCUUCCUGCGGGCCGAUGCCGACCUGACGCUGCUGUGGGCCGAGUGGCAAGGGCGACGCCCAGAAUGGGAGCUGACCGACAUGGUGGUGUGGGUGACUGGGGCCUCCAGUGGCAUUGGCGAGGAGCUGGCUUUCCAGUUAUCAAAGCUCGGAGUGUCUCUGGUGCUGUCAGCCCGAAGGACGCAGGAGCUGGAGCGGGUGAAGAGACGAUGCCUGGAGAAUGGCAACUUAAAAGAAAAAGAUGUAUUGGUUUUGCCCCUUGACCUGACUGACACAAACUCCCAUGAGGCAGCUACCAAGGCCGUUCUGCAGGAGUUUGGUAAAAUUGACAUUUUGGUCAACAACGGUGGAAGAUCCCAGCGUUCCUUAUUUCUAGAAACCAACCUGGAUGUCUUCAAGGAGCUGAUGAAUCUGAACUACUUAGGGACGGUGUCCUUGACCAAGUGUGUUCUGCCUCACAUGGUAGAGAGGAAACAAGGGAAGAUUGUUACUGUCAACAGCGUUGCAGGAAUUGUGUCCACGCCCCUUUCUAGUGGGUACUGCGCCAGCAAGCAUGCCCUUCGGGGUUUUUUCAGUUCCCUCCGACUGGAGCUUGUCAACCACCCAGGCAUAUCACUGUGCAACAUUUACCCAGGGCCUGUGCAGUCGGACAUCGUGAAGAACGCGCUAACGGAAGAAGUGACUAAGCCCAUGAGAAAUAUAGAUCAGUCUUACAAGAUGGCAACUAGCCGCUGUGUCCGGCUGAUACUAAUCUCCAUGGCCAACGAUUUGAAAGAAGCUUGGAUCUCUGACCACCCUGUGCUGUUGGGGACUUACCUGUGGCAGUAUAUGCCCACCUUGGCCUUAUGGUUCACCUCCAGGUUGGGGAAGAAAAGAAUCGAGAACUUUAAGAAUAAUUUGGAUCCAGACCUUCCUUACAGAUUCUGGAAGACAAAGAAGGAUUGAAACAACCCCUUGGGAUGUCUGAGCCACUUGUUGAGAAUGACAAGCAGCCCAAGUACAUUAAGCUUCCACACAGAAGGUGGGCCAGUGACUGUUUUCUGGUUGAAUUUUUGAUACAACUUUCUAUUUAAUUUGUAAUGGAUAAUAAAGAAAAGCCUCGCCCUGUA